Messenger RNA from Aedes albopictus (Asian tiger mosquito), 4734 nucleotides. RefSeq lists its product as uncharacterized. Gene Ontology annotation, molecular function: nucleic acid binding. The record is from RefSeq and is a predicted model, not a curated record. The transcript has 3 exons. Lineage: Eukaryota; Metazoa; Arthropoda; Insecta; Diptera; Culicidae. Bases 1 to 4734 code for a protein of 1577 amino acids.
AUGCUUGGAGCAGGGAAGUCACCGAGCGUACGAGCAUUGCAGUUCAAGCUCAAGGAGAUCCUGCUGAUGUUUAAUGAUAUUCAGCUCUUCGUAUCGAAAUUUAAGGAUGAUACAAGCGCAAUUCAGAUUCAGGUUAGAUUAGGCAAGGUAGAUGAGCUGUGGAAUAUGUUUAGCGAUACUUUGGUAGAGAUUAUUUCCCAUGAGGAUUAUGUCGCAGACGAGGACAAAUACGCUAAGGAAAGGCAACAAUUCAGUAGUCAGUACUACACUGUUAAGGCAUUUUUGUUAGAAAAACUGGAACAAAUUCAGCAAGCAGGUAGUGAUCGGUCAACUAGUGUUCAUGACAGCUCCACUAUGAACAUAACGGAGCAUGUAAGAUUACCUCAAAUCAGAUUACAAUCGUUUAAAGGGGAUAUAGAUGAAUGGAUCAGUUUUCGCGAUUUAUUCACUUCGCUCAUUCAUUCUCGGACGGAUUUGCCUGACGUCGAGAAAUUGCACUAUUUGAAGGGAUGUUUGUUGGGAGAACCGAAGGGAUUGAUCGACCCUCUGGCAAUUACUGCAGCUAAUUACAACGUUGCAUGGAGCAUGAUUACCAAACGCUAUGAUAACAGCAAGCAACUUAGGAAGAGGCAAAUCCAGUCUCUUUUUGGUUUGCCUCACCUCGUCAAGGAAUCGGUUUCCGAACUGCAAGCGUUAGUGGAAGGUUUUGAGAGGAGUGUACAGAUUCUAGACCAGAUUGUUGAGGUGGCGGAAUACAAGGAUCUGCUUUUGGUCAACAUGCUGUCUAGCCGUUUGGAUCCAGUCACUCGUCGGUCGUGGGAGGAACAGUCUUCGACCAAGGACAAAGAUACGAUUAAGGAGUUGGUUGAAUUCUUGCAACGUCGCAUACAAGUGUUAGCAUCGAUACCAUCGAGAUCAUCGGAUAGUAAGGUUCCACAAACGAGUGCUCCGAGGCAAAGGGCCCUGGUAAAGGCGAGUUUCAAUUCUGCUCGGGUUUCGUCGCAACCGUCCACCAACUGCCAAGGCUCGGACUCUGUCUCCACGGUCGGAAACAGCGCUUCAUCGUCUCCUUCGGAUAAUGCGGAAUCCACAUCUGGUUCAACGGAUACUGUGGCAAACGUGGCGACCUCGGAAGUAUCGGUAUGCAACGCUGCAGGAACAUCGUCACAAGUGUUUCUCGCUACAGCAGUAAUAGUCGUCGAGGACAACGAAGGCAACCAAUAUGGAGCACGCACUCUUCUGGAUUCUGGAUCCGAAUGCAACUUCGUUUCGGAAAGGCUCUGUCAGCUUCUGAAGGUAGUUCGGACAAGGGCUGACGUCAAGGUCCAAGGAAUCGGCCAGACAUCAUCGGCGGUGAAACACCAGGUUCAGAUCAAGGUUCGAUCAAGGCUUUCAUCGUUCGCUCGGUUGGUGAAUUUUCUGGUUUUGCCGAAGGUAACGGUUAACCUUCCAGCUUCCACGGUGGAUACUCGGGGACUGACGAUUCCGGAAGGCAUACAGCUAGCAGAUCCUGGUUUCUUCAAAUCAUCUGGAGUGGAUAUGAUCCUCGGCAUUGAACUCUUCUUCAGUUUGUUUGACAUCGAUCACAAAAUUUCGCUCGGAGAUAACCUGCCCACGUUGAUCGAUUCGGUGUUUGGUUGGGUGGUAUGCGGUACCAUGGCAAUGCCGAAGGCGGUAACCCAGGUCAACUGUAAUCUGUCGGUAAAGGAUCGCCUGGAGGAUUUACUCACACGGUUUUGGGAAUGCGAGGAGGUCGCAGAUCAAAUCAAAUCUUCCCCUGAAGAACGUAUCUGCGAGGAGCAAUAUCAGCAGUCCGUUCAAAGAGCCGAAGAUGGUAGAUACAUCGUUGGUCUCCCCAAGGACGAUGUCAAACUACAGCGACUAGGUACGUCGAAAGAUAUCGCUCUGCGUCGGUUCUACAGUACGGAGCGCAGGUUGGAUAAGGAUUCCAAGUUACGUCAACAAUAUGUAGCGUUCAUGGACGAAUACCUACAGUUGCAGCACAUGAAGGAGGUUCAGGAAAUACCAGGCGACGAUAUCAAGCGUUGCUACCUACCGCACCAUCCCGUGGUGAAGGAAGCGUCCACGACAACCAAGGUUCGGGUCGUGUUCGACGCGUCGUGUAGGACAUCAAGUGGCAUAUCGCUCAACGACACUCUCUACGCUGGUCCAGUCAUCCAGGAAGACUUACGAGCGAUUAUCAUGCGUGGGCGGACAAGGCAAAUCAUGGUUGUGGCGGACGUGGAGAAAAUGUUCCGUCAAAUCUGGACGCGGCCUGAAGAUCGGCAUCUUCAGUGCAUCCUCUGGCGUUCUUCACCCGUGGAAAACGUCAAAACGUACGAACUAGCUACGGUAACGUACGGAACUAAACCAGCUCCAUUUCUGGCUACGAGGACUCUACACCAACUUGCCACCGACGAAGGUAAUCGGUUCCCAUCAGCUGCCGUUGCUAUCAAGGAGGACACCUACAUGGAUGAUGUAAUUACCGGAGCGGAUAACGUCGAGGAGGCAGUCAAUCUACGCACCGAGCUCCAAGGAUUGACGGAGGCGGGGGGCUUUCAUCUGCGGAAAUGGGCGUCCAACUGUCCUAAGGUUUUGGAUGGAGUCCCAUUGGAGAACUUGGCUAUACCUAACACCGAGGAAGUCAAUCUUGAGUCAAAUCCAUCGGUUACCACUCUUGGCCUGGUUUGGGUGCCAGGAACCGAUAAAUUGAAGUUCAAAUUCCAAAUUGCAGCACUGAAUUGUGCAGAACUUCUGACGAAACGGAAGAUUCUCUCUACAAUCGCCACUCUUUUCGACCCCACUGGACUGGUUGGAGCUGUGGUCGUUGAAGCAAAAAUCUUUAUGCAGCGAUUGUGGACACUACAGGACGAAACUGGUCAACGGUUGGAUUGGGAUCAACCGGUACCGUCGAAGGUGGGCGAGGAAUGGUGCCGAUUCUACGAACAUCUACCACGGCUUCAAGAGAUUGAAGUCAACCGAUGCGUUAUCAUCCCGAAUGCAGUUACAACAGAGGUUCACUGCUUCUCCGAUGCAUCAAUGAAGGCUUACGGCGCUUGCCUAUAUUUGCGAAGUCAGGAUGCGUCAGGCAAUGUUUUCGUGCGCCUUCUGGCAUCCCGUUCAAAGGUGGCACCAUUGAAAAUACAGUCUCUGCCCAGGUUGGAACUAUGUGGAGUAUUACUUGGAACUCAACUUUGCCAGAAGGUUCGAGAAGCAAUUCGUUUCAACGGAGGAGUUUACUUUUGGACAGACUCCACAUGUGUACUGCGUUGGAUCGCCGCAACUCCGGCGACGUGGACUACAUUUGUCGCCAAUAGAGUGUCCAAAAUCCUAGGUCUGUCAGAUGGAUGCCAUUGGAGACACGUGAAGGGAACGGAAAACCCAGCGGAUCUGAUAUCCCGCGGCGUGAAUGCUGCAAACAUAAUCAAUAACGACCUGUGGUGGUCGGGACCUUACUGGCUACAAUUUCCCCAAGAACAAUGGCCAGUACGAGGAGUAGAACCCAACGAGGAAGGAGAAGAGGAACGACGACGAUGUGCUACAGCAACGACCGUGACAACCUGCGACGAGUUCAACCAAUGGUUUAUUUCUUUGUUCGAUACGUACGAUGAUCUGAUCCGUCGAACUGCUUUCUGGUUGAGACUGAUGGACCUACUUAAGUUGCCUCGAGACCAGAGGACGAAAACGGAAUUUCUAACAAUCACGGAGAAGAAAAGGGCCGAACAAGUUCUCAUUCGCCGAGUUCAAAUGGAGUCGUUUCCGGAAGAAUGGAAGGCGUUAUCCAAGGGUUCAGCUGUAUCCUCGAAAUCGCCGUUAAGGUGGUUCCAUCCAUAUAUUUCCAAGGCGGAUGGACUUUUGCGCAUCGGAGGAAGACUUAAUCAGUCCCAGGAGUCGGAGGAUAAGAAGCACCCACCAAUUCUUCCAGCUCGUCACAUCUUUACCCGGAAGCUUCUUCAAUCAUACCACGAGAAAUUGUUGCAUGCUGGACCACAAUUGUUGUUGGCAACUGUGAGGCUUAAAUACUGGCCGUUGGGAGGAAGAAGUCUUGCACGUCAGUUGGUCCACAAUUGCCUUAAAUGCUACCGAGCGAAACCAUCGACCGUUCAACAAUUUAUGGGAGAUUUGCCGCAGUCGAGAGUAACAGUUUCGAGACCGUUCUCUCGUGUAGGAGUGGAUUAUUUUGGCCCCGUGUAUGUGAGGCCCAGCCCAAGGCGAGCAGCUGUUAAGGCGUACGUGGCCCUAUUUGUUUGCUUCUGCACCAAGGCCAUCCAUAUGGAGUUGGUGACAGAUUUAUCCACGGAACGGUUCAUCCAGGCCCUGAGACGGUUUAUUUCGCGCCGAGGAAAACCAAGCGACAUUUUCUCCGAUAACGGAACUAAUUUUGUUGGCGCGAAAAAUCAGCUGGUUGAACUGAGAGAGCUACUUAGGAGUCAGGACUGUCUCGAGAAGAUCUCCAAGGAAUGUCAUGCAGAGGACAUCCAAUGGCAUUUUAACCCUCCCAGUGGACCUCAUUUCGGCGGCCUGUGGGAAGCUGCAAAAACGAUGCGCUUUCAGGAUGGGCGAGCAUGUCUACGACUAGUACCAUGCCUUGCUACGCCUAUGACCCACUCUGCUCCGAUAUACAUGCCAUCGAGAGAAGAUGAGCUAGAGAUGGAUAUUGCAACCUGGUUAGAUCGGAUCGAUGACGUCAGCGAGGGUCAUUCGGGUGUCGGAGUUAGGUUCGGGAUCGUGUGA